AUGGCACAAGAUCCUCUAGAAUGGUUGGAUGAAGCUUUCCUGGCUUCAGCUCUACAAGGAGAAGAUGAUGGCAAAGUAACCAUUGUCAAGUUCUCUGCCACUCCAGCAGUAGCAAAAGGCAAUAACUACAUGAGUCAUCUGUACAGGGUCAGGGUGCUAUACACAUUAGCAGAGUCAGAUCUCAUAGUCAAUUCUUUCAUCAUUAAGAUACCGAUUCCCAAAAGCGCCUUCACCGAAGUUUUAGACAGUACUGAUUUUUAUGCUAGGGAGCCAAGAAUAUACAAAGAACUCUUACCGAUAUUCAACAAAUUGGUCAGUUGUGAGUUUGGUCCAACGUUCUUUCACUGCCCAAUAAAAGAUGGAAUGGUCCUGAAAGACAUGAAAGAAGAAGGUUACAUCAUGUGUGACAAGUUCAAACAGCUGGAUUUCUCUCAUUGCAAGCUUGUUUUCACAAAAUUGGCAAAGUUCCAUGCGUCAUCUGUUGCAUGUUAUCACAAAAAUCCCGAUUUGGUCAGAGAACUCGGGGAAGAUACAAUGUACACGACCAAAAGUGAACUUUUUGUACCUUUCACCAAAACUUCUUUGAAGUGUUUCGGGAAAGUUCUGAGUGAAAUGGAUGGGUGUGAACGUAUUGUCGAGUGGUUAACGAGUAGAAAGGAAGACUUUAUAAAAUCCAUAGCAGACAUAUGCCAGCCGAAGUCAAACGGACUGAACGUUCUAAACCAUGGGGACCUGUGGGUCAACAACAUGUUGUUCAAGCACUCCGAUUCUGGAGAAGUGGAAGAUGUCAAAUUUAUUGAUUAUCAACUCACUAGAUGGAGCUCACCUGUGCAAGAUUUGCUCUACUUUGUAUGGACCAGUGCAAAUGAGGAAGUGCGAGAAACCAGACAGAAGGAACUUUACUCUUUCUACCGGCAUACUCUCAAUUCCAGCCUAGAACAACUGGGCUGUCCUGAGCGCCUUUCUGAACAAGAGUUGGAGGACGAUCUUCGAGCAGCCGUUGGCUAUGUUCUAAUCACCAUAAGCGGAGCUCUUCCAUUUAUGUACAGUGAAAGUGAUGAUGCAUUCAAUAUGGAAGAAUUAUCAGCAGAUGAUAUGAAAACCUUUGACAAGAUUGAACCUUUAUAUAGCAAGAAAAGGUACACAGAAAUCCUUCCCAAGAUGAUGAAACAGUUUCAAGACUUGAUUGACUCCUAA
Molecule: messenger RNA, 1197 nt
Organism: Homalodisca vitripennis (glassy-winged sharpshooter)
Lineage: Eukaryota; Metazoa; Arthropoda; Insecta; Hemiptera; Cicadellidae
Exons: 1
Coding region: 1-1197 (398 amino acids)
Source: RefSeq, a predicted model, not a curated record